Zea mays is the source of this 2141-nucleotide messenger RNA. Its product is annotated as stearoyl-acyl-carrier-protein desaturase10. The coding region runs from base 899 to 2044 and encodes 381 amino acids. Gene Ontology annotation, cellular component: chloroplast stroma. Gene Ontology annotation, molecular function: stearoyl-[ACP] desaturase activity. The transcript has 2 exons. NCBI's taxonomy places the organism in Eukaryota, Viridiplantae, Streptophyta, Magnoliopsida, Poales, Poaceae. Gene Ontology annotation, biological process: fatty acid metabolic process. The record is from RefSeq and is marked provisional.
UAGCUCGCCUUCCAUUUCGUCCCUUCCUAUUCAUACUACCUUCUACGAGUUUGAGCAGCCAUGGCGGCAACAACACCACUGCUUGCUGUGGCUGGACAUGGAGUAUCCUACAAACCAGCAAAUGCUAAAGACAGCUACUACUGCUUCAAAUUUGCAUCAUCGGCAAGAACAAGAGUCACCCUCCCACAGAUCAUCCACUGGUAGUACUUACAAUACAUUAUAUAUCAUACUACUAGCUACUUGUUUAAUUUGUGUGACUUAUUACAAUAACGGAGUUGUUGUAUUUUAGGUGUAUAUAUUUUUAGAUGGUUUUAUAGGACAAGCUCAUGCAAGUAUAUAUAGCCCAACGGAUAAUUCACGAACUAUAAUUCCUAAUUUUUUUAAGAGUCAAAUAAUGAAAAAAACUACUUGUUGUAUGCGUAGCUAGGAUUUUUUCAUGAGGUAUGCCAUAAGAACUUCAAGUUUACCUAAAAAAUCUUUUAAAAAACUAAACAUCAUGGAUCAAAAUUGCAGAGAAAAAGUUAGGGUUUGCUACAAAUUCACCAUCUCUUCCUGUAAGCUCAGGGCUAAGGUCUAAGAGGGACUGGAGGAGAGCCGAACAACAGCGCUCACUAGCGGCGAUGGUGGGGGCAUGCCGCGCACCUGCCACCUUGUUGUUGCUUUUAUUUUUGUGAUGAUCUUCCAUCAGGUGGCGGCUUGACUGCUGGUCUCCCACUCUCAUAUACCCUAUGGACUAUUGGUGUCGUAUUGUCUCUAGACUGGUGGUCCAGUGGGCUGGCUAAGGGUAUGCCAUGGACCACCCGGACCACCCACCAGCUACGCCUCUGUUGUAUGACAGUAUGAAACGAGUAAUUCAUGUGGCAUACAAAUAUAGCCCAACGGAUAAUUCACCAAGCACAUGAAAUACAGGAGGUGCAGGAGCAGUCAUAGCAGCACGGGGACCACGACCAUGGCCGUCCCUGUCCUCAAGCGGCGGGAGAAGCAGGACGAAGAGCAGGAAUGGAUGGGGUACCUGGCCCCGGAGAAGCUGGAGGUGCUAGCACACCUGGAGCCGUGGGCGGAGGCGCACGUGCUGCCGCUGCUGAAGCCCGCGGAGGAGGCGUGGCAGCCGUCGGACAUGCUCCCGGACCCGGCGGCGCUGGGCGACGAGGGCUUCCACGACGCGUGCCGCGAGCUCCGCGCGCGGGCGGCCAGCGUGCCCGACGCCCACCUGGUGUGCCUGGUGGGCAACAUGAUCACUGAGGAGGCCCUGCCCACGUACCAGAGCGUGCCUAACCGCUUCGAGGCCGUGCGCGACCUCACCGGCGCCGACUCCACCGCCUGGGCGCGCUGGAUCCGCGGCUGGUCCGCCGAGGAGAACCGCCACGGCGACGCCCUCAGCCACUACAUGUACCUCUCGGGCCGCGUCGACAUGCGCCAGGUCGACCGCACCGUGCACCGCCUCAUCGCCUCCGGCAUGGCCAUGAACGCCGCCAGGAGCCCCUACCACGGCUUCAUCUACGUCGCUUUCCAGGAGCGCGCCACCGCCAUCUCGCACGGCAACAUGGCGCGGCACGUCGGCGCGCACGGCGACCACGUGCUCGCCCGCGUAUGCGGCGCCAUCAUGGCCGACGAGAAGCGCCACGAGACCGCAUACACCCGCAUCGUCGCCAAGCUCUUCGAGGUCGACCCGGACGCGGCCGUGCGCGCGCUCGGCUACAUGAUGCGCCACCGGAUCACCAUGCCGGCAGCGCUCAUGACCGACGGCCGCGACGCCCACCUCUACGCCCACUACGCCGCCGCCGCGCAGCAGACCGGCGUGUACACUGCGUCUGACUACCGAAGCAUCCUGGAGCACCUCAUACGGCAGUGGCGCGUGGAGGAGCUCGCGGCGGGGCUCUCCGGCGAGGGGAGGCGCGCGCGGGACUACGUGUGCGGGCUGCCGCACAAGAUCCGGAGGAUGGAGGAGAAGGCCCAUGACAGGGCGGCCCAGACCCAGAAAAAGCCCACGUCUGUCCCGUUUAGCUGGAUCUUCGAUAGAUCCGUCAAUGUCGUGAUUCCGUAAUUUUCCUCAAAAAAAAUUGAGAAUCAGGUUAUGCUUAGAGGUGCAUUCACUGUUGUGUGGAUUAUCCUUGCAAUAAAAAAACAACGCCUUGCGGGUG